AUGGGCACGGAAUGUACCCUACGAUAUUAUAGAAUUUUGUCAUCCCAGGCUCCAAGAACGGCCUUGCAGCCCCAAAAUUACAAAUAUAGUAGAGUGGCUAAAAUCAAAGUAAGCACUCGACAAGCGCGGUUGGUGAGUAAGCGCGUCGUCAAGAAAAUAAAUAAAAUAAUUUGAAAAGUUGACAACGUACUAACGUAUUUAUUUCGUAUCUUGUAUUUGAGAAAAGCAAACGUUUGUUUUUUGCCGACCAACUCUCGCGAACAUGACUGAACGUGCCGCCGCGGACGAGGAAACAACGGAAAAAAUAGUGUCGCAUGAAUUCAGAAAAGUUCAUUGAUAUACCCCACAAAAAUAUCCAAACAAAAUAUCACCUACAAAUAUCAAGCAAAUGUAUAUAUCAACAUUCGAUGUAUACCUACCGCGCACAACGCAACAGAAAAUAACGCUCUUUUUAGCAAUUGAUUUUUUGUUGGAAAGAAAUAAAUAAAAUAAUUAAUAAGUGCGUCAAGUUGAGUACGUUCUCCGGAAUUUGGUUCGAUUGGUUCCUCCACGUUUUUUGGCGUCGUCGGCUGUACGUGUCUAUCUCUCUCUCUCUCUCUCCCUCUCUAUCUGCCCUGCUCCGCAUGCAAGCGCAACGAAACGAACAAGAAACAGAAAACGUAAACGCGUUCGUACACAUCUGCAUGUGCGCGACUGUGUUGGUGUAUAUGCGCGCGCGCGUUCAUGUGUGUGUGUGUGUGUUAGUGCCGCAGCGCAAUAGAAAAAAUCAAAUGAAAAAAUGAGACAAGAGAAGAGAGCAGCCCGCAACCGAAGUCCCCCCAAAAGAAUUGUUUUUCCAUUAUUUUUUCUGUGUGGUGCUAAAUAAAAUACACAACAAUAUAAACAAACAAAAAAAGCGUAAAAAGUUACUGAAAAACAACUGUAAAGUAAUGGCCGUGUGUGUGAUGGCCUGGCCCAUGUACGUGUGCGUGUGCGAAAAUCAAUAACAAAAGGCAAAGCACGAAAACAUACAAGAAACCAGUGAGUGAGCGGUGUGUGUGUGUGUGUGUGUUUGUGCGUAGGGGAUAAAGGGGGAUAAAAUGAACAAGCAGCCGCCCGUGUGUCCAAGAGCAAUGCGUCGCCGGUUCCAGUUUAAAUCCGAAUCCGAAUCUUUGCAACGUCAAUUUUUAAACAUUCGCAUUCGCAUCGAAACCAAUUGAGAAAACGCUAAACAAAAGAAAACGAAGCCAAAAGAAGGAGGAUAGAACAGAACAGAACAACCCCAGAAGAAGAACAGUUAGUGAGAGGAGCAACAGCAGCAGCGACGCCAACGCCAACGCCGACGCCAAAAGUAGGGCGACUUGCGCGCGUAAAUUUGGGUCGUCGACUGCAACUGCAGCAGCAGAAGCAGAAGCAGCAGAGGCAGCAGCAGCACAGCCCAGUGUGCAUUCCAUUGGCGGAUUUCCAGUGUUCCAUUGCAUCGCCCCCGCAACGCAACGCAACCCCCUCCCUCCUCUCUUCAAUCAAAAUCAUUGCAAAAUGUCGCUGCAAACGAAACGACAGCACUGUUACCUAUGUGACCUGCCCCGCAUGCCCUGGGCUAUGAUCAAUGACUUCACGGAGGCGGUGUGCCGCGGCUGCGUCAACUAUGAGGGCGCCGACCGCAUUGAGGUGGUGCUGGACGCCGCCCGCCAGAUGAAGCGCCUCCAUCCGAGCAGCAAGCGGGCGCACGAGAACGGCGAAGUGGUCGUCCUCCAGCAGCAACAACAGCAGGCAGUAGCUGGUCUCCAGCAGGUGCCAGGAUCGCAUCGUGGAGCGCCAAGCAGCAGUGCCGGCGGACCUGGUCCCUCCGGCGCCCCCGGUGGACCCCUCUCGCUGGGCAGCUCCGCGGCACUGGGUGUAGUCGCCGCCGCUGCGGCAGCGGCCCAUCAUCAUCAUGCCGCCGUCGCGGCCGCCUACCAGAUGCCCGUGCCACGGAUCGGACCUCCGUCGCAGCAGACCACCAGCCUCAUGGACUAUCCGGUCAAGUUGGAGGCGUCGCCGCAUGACGGGGCCGGCGGCGUUCGACCCGUUCGCAUCUCCCACAUGACGCCCCACCAUAUGCCGCCCAACUCGGCCCAGAGGGCCGCCUCCGUGGCCCAGCAGCAACAGCAGCAGCAGCAACAACAGCAACAACAACAGCAGCAACAGUCCGGUGGGGGCGGGGGCAUGGCCGGCGGUGGAGCCGGCAGUGGACCCACGCUACCGCCCGCCCUUUCCGUCAAUCUGAAGCGCCCCUCCUCCGAGGAUGUGGACGAUCAGCAACAGCCGCAUGGCCCCCACGCCGUGGUCCCAUCGGAUGCGGCUGGUCCACCCGGCGUCAAGAGAAGCGCCCUCGACGAUCCCAACGGCGUGCGGCCGCCCCUCACACGCGGCGAAUCACUGCCCGCCGCCGUCAGCUACGUACCGGAGCGGCAGCUCAAUUUGCGGGACAAGCAGCAGCCGGUGCGGGCGCCCAGCUUCGAUGCUUCGACCUUCAAAGCAGGCGAGCACCUGUCCCCGGCCAGUCGACGCAAUGGAUCUAGCCCGCCCUCGGGACCGCUGCCCCCACGUAGCGUACACUCGCCGAAUAGUUCGGGCUCCUCGUCGGGUCGGCGAUCGUCGGGCUCCCGGCAUGUGUCCAGCACAACCGUCACAAGCACAGAGGUGGGUGGUGCGAAUGCCGGGCAGGCGGCCGUAUCCGGCGGACUGGGCAGUGGCAGCGGAGGAGUAGCCGGCUCUUUGGGGGUGCCGGGCGGCGCCAGCAACUCCCAGCUGUCCGGUGGCAGUGCCACACCUGGCAACGGGGGCGGACCCUCAUCAAUGCCACCCGGUGCGGGGGCCGGCGACGGCAGCACGGCCGGGGGCAGUAAUGGAGGAACCGGCAUCGGCGGCGGCGGCGGUCCGUCCGGCAGCAAUGGCAGCGGAGCCGUGAACCCUGGCCCCGGGAGCAGUGGCAGUCAAGGCACGCCAGGCAUGGGCAGCGGCGGAGGUGCUGGUGCCGGUAUCAGUGGGGCGCCGGGCGGCAGUGCAGCAUCAAAUUCGGCAGCGGCGGCAGCGGCUGCGGCCGCUCAGAAUGCCACGCUCAAGUGCACCCUGUGCCAGGAGCGGCUCGAGGACACGCACUUUGUCCAGUGUCCGUCAGUGAAUCACCACAAGUUCUGUUUCCCCUGCAGCCGCGAGAGCAUUAAGCGGCAGAAUGGACUGGGCAACGAGGUGUACUGUCCGAGUGGCGACCGCUGUCCGCUGGCCAACUCCACCAUACCGUGGGCGUUCAUGCAAGGCGAGAUCACCACCAUACUGGGCGAGGAGGUGAAGGUGAAGAAGGAGCGCGAGUCUUAAUGUCCGUUUUACUGUAAAAAGCUGCGCAGAGCUUUGGAGCACUUUUGAGAGAGUUGUGUUUGUGUGUGUGUGAUCUCUCUAUAUCUUUCUCUGUAUACCUCUCUCUCGCACACUCACAUGCCAAAACUCUCUCUCUUAUUGCACACGCCGCUCUCCCGCUAGAGUCAGUUUGUGUGGGUAUGUGAGGGGAGGGCUGGAGAGGAGGCGACAUUUUUUUUGUGGCAACCGCAGCCAGUGACUGCGGCGGCGGUAAUGUUAACGGCAGGAGACGCAGCCAGCAUUAAAAGCUAUCUCUCUCUGUCGAAGGCGACCGACCGACCGAUAGAUCGAUCGUCCGACCGAUCAAUCAACAACAAUAAUUUUGUAGGCGUAAGCAGCAAAGAACUGCUGGGGCAUGCCCCACCAUAUGGUGGGGGAUCCCAAAAAAACAAAAACAAAAUAAAACAAAAAAUUGAAUCAAAGCAAAAGCGCAAGCAGAAGCGGAAACGGAAGCGUUAGAACGUGAAAAGAUAACACCAACACCAACAACAAAAACAACAACAAAAACACCAACAACCAACGAUAAGAUGAAACAUUCUUGUAGCAUACUUAUGGGCGGAAGGAAGGAAAUGGAGCAGAGAAGCAGAAGAGCAGAAGAGGAGGAAGGCCCCGAGAAGCGAGAGAAAAAUUGAAACAUUUCUUAUUAAAAACAAGAAAGAAAACCUACAACUUAUACACCUAGAAAACAGAUCAUAGAAACAGUAAAACAGAAAAAUACACUUGCUAGAUAUUAGACGAUAACUUUCCUUUUUUUUGAAUACACGUAGAUCUACAUAUAAAUACUAUACGAUAAUGAUACAUUUUGUUAUGUAGGCAGGCUCGAUCGAGAGCGAUUUCAAUCAUAAGUUUACCUUUAGUUUGUACUAACUACUUAAUUUAUUUGACUAGACGUUGCCUAAUUUAGUAUACACCUUCACACCCCACGCGGGUGAUCGAACUCCAGUAAAUAUAUAUUAUAGUUUUUUUUUUUAUUUUAAUAUUAACUUAAUUUUGUUUUUACACAUAUAUGUACACAUACAUAUAUAGGAUAUAUAUGACCUUUUUUUUUGUAUUCUUAACUAAUUUAAAAUGAUGAAGAGAAAAAUCAACACGUAAAAUAAUGAAGAAUGAAGAAAAGAAACGAUGGAAACGAGAAAGAGCAACUAUUAUUAUUGCUAAAGAGAACUGUACAUACGUAUGCAUACCCCAUAAUCGGAAUAUAAAUAUAAACAUGCUAUAUUUAAUAAUAUAUAGAAAUAUAUUUGAUGUUGAAACCAGAGAAGAAACAACCAGAGCCAGAACUAAAAUUUUAAACAAAUUUUUAAUCCAAGCGAAUGCCGCAGAACGCAGAAGGCAGAACGCAGAUCGCAGAUCGCAGAAGAAUCAAUCACACAAAAGAGCAGCAGUAAAAUUUUAGCCAUAUUUUUGUCGGAUCGGAUGGAGGGCAUGCACCGCAAUUGCAGUUGCGUCGUUGCCAGACUUCCGCUCAGCCUAACCAGAAAAAGUCUGGCAGCAUUGUGUGUGCUCCCUUUGGGAAGUAUUUCGCAGUUUACUGGGGUCUUAGCGCUGGCCAAGCGAUCAUCGAUUAAGCGAAUUUUUGUAGCUCUAUAUAUCUGAGCCGAAAACUGAAAACGCACAGGACCAAACACCGAGCCCGAACAAAAUCGGGUAACAUUUCAACCCAAAACAAAAAAAACACUGGAUACACAGGGUUUAAUGAAAUGUGUUUUUUGAUCAGGUCCAAGUCCGUGUACACGGCCUGCGUUUUGUGUGGGACUGUGCAGUCGAUCAUGACUGUACUUUUUUGCAAGUCCAAACCAAACUAAUUUACACGCAUUAGUACAUUACUUAGUACAUACGACUAGCGGUUUUUUACUAGCGAAUAGCGAACAGCGCACAGCAAUGGAGUAAAGAGAACAACAAAGGUGUACUUAUUCCAGAUGAGGAGCCGGUCUCUGGAAAGCUCCCUCAUCUUGUAUAGACACCCUGUACUGGCAAUUUUCAGGGGGAUAUUCAUGAAUAUACAAUUUACGUGUGCAUAUACUCGUACACACAGAAAUAAAUAUAUGGCGGGAACAUGUAUGGAACUCUUGAAGGCUACAUACAUACAUAUGUUACGUAUGUGGAUGGAGCCUAGAAAUGAAAGCUAUCCCGAGGAAGAGACUAUCAACUCUACUCUUUCGGGAGCUACUCGUCUAACGAGGCGGAAGCCUGCAGAUCGGUGGCUGCCUCGUUUGGGUAGGGCUCAGCCCCAAAAUGGCAAUGAAGUAGUAGCUGCCAAUCUCUGUAUAACCUUCUCUAGUGGCACUCUAGUUUUCUUCCAAACCAUUUCCCCUCCCUUAAUCCAGUGAA
Molecule: messenger RNA, 5709 nt
Organism: Drosophila miranda
Lineage: Eukaryota; Metazoa; Arthropoda; Insecta; Diptera; Drosophilidae
Gene: Pits
Product: probable E3 ubiquitin-protein ligase IRF2BPL
Exons: 4
Coding region: 1519-3339 (606 amino acids)
Biological process (GO): regulation of transcription by RNA polymerase II
Cellular component (GO): nucleus
Molecular function (GO): transcription corepressor activity
Source: RefSeq, a predicted model, not a curated record